Molecule: messenger RNA, 2040 nt
Organism: Vicia villosa (hairy vetch)
Lineage: Eukaryota; Viridiplantae; Streptophyta; Magnoliopsida; Fabales; Fabaceae
Product: serine hydroxymethyltransferase 3, chloroplastic-like
Exons: 11
Coding region: 214-1773 (519 amino acids)
Biological process (GO): L-serine catabolic process; tetrahydrofolate interconversion; folic acid metabolic process
Cellular component (GO): cytoplasm
Molecular function (GO): zinc ion binding; serine binding; pyridoxal phosphate binding
Source: RefSeq, a predicted model, not a curated record
CGAACCAGAUUUUACACCAGUUCACCAUUUUUGGGUAGUUUGGUUAUUUUAUUAAACGGGUCGGAUUUUCAAAUACGGCAAACCGGUUCAGCCGUGUUCCCUAUUUAUACAACUCGCCGUUCUUCCAACUUCAAUUCUUUGUCCGUUCUUUUCCUCGUCACCCUGUUCUUACAGCAACCCACACAUUCACUUCCCAAAACCCUAAUCCACAAGAUGCCUGCGGCGUGUACCGGAGCUGCACUAAUGGGUUCUCUUCAACAACAACCUCUCUGGAAUAAGCUCCAGAAUCAACUGUAUCCCACUCAUGGCUUUUUACCUCAGCUUAAAUUCAACACUAAUUUCAAACCAUGCAAAGUUUCUCAUGUUGAAGGACCUAUUCUCACUGCCCCUCAAAUUGGAGGUGAUGGGUCGAGUUUCCUAGACUAUGGCUUGAGUGAAGCUGAUCCUGAGGUUUCUACAAUAAUCGGCAAGGAAAAAGACCGUCAAUUUAAAAGUCUUGAACUUAUUGCUUCUGAAAAUUUUACAUCUAGAGCAGUCAUGGAAGCAGUUGGUUCAUGCCUCACAAACAAGUACUCAGAAGGUUUGCCGGGUAAAAGGUAUUAUGGUGGCAAUGAGCAUAUUGAUGAGCUUGAAAUCCUAUGUCAAGAAAGGGCACUUGCCGCAUUUCAUUUAGAUGGUAACAAGUGGGGUGUAAAUGUUCAACCAUUAUCUGGUUCCCCGGCUAAUUUUGCAGUAUACACUGCAAUUCUUAAACCACAUGAUCGAAUAAUGGGUUUGGAUUUGUCUCAUGGCGGACAUUUAUCUCAUGGAUUCAUGACUCCUAAAAGACGUGUAUCGGCUACAUCAGUUUAUUUUGAAUCCAUGGCUUAUCGACUCGAUGAAUCAACAGGCCUUAUUGAUUAUGAUAUGCUGGAGAAAACUGCUAGUAUCUUCCGACCGAAGCUCAUUAUUGCUGGUGCUAGUGCUUAUCCACGAGACAUUGAUUAUCCCCGCUUUAGGAAAAUUGCAGAUAGCAUAGGUGCCUUUCUUAUGAUGGAUAUGGCUCACAUAAGUGGACUUGUUGCUGCAUCUGUACUUGCCGACCCCUUUGAGUUUUGCGAUAUUGUGACAACUACAACCCACAAGUCUUUGAGAGGUCCUAGAGGUGGUAUGAUUUUCUUCAAGAAAGAUCCUGUGCACGGCGUUGAUCUCGAGACUGCCGUCAACAAUGCUGUUUUUCCUGGUCUACAGGGGGGUCCACAUAACCACACAAUUGGAGGACUAGCAGUUUCCUUGAAAUAUGCACAGUCGCAAGAUUUUAAGAACUACCAAAACCAGGUGGUUGCCAACUGUAGAGCUCUUGCUAACCGAUUAGUUGAACAUGGAUAUAAACUUGUUUCUGGUGGUAGUGAUAAUCACCUUGUUCUUGUUGAUCUCAGGCCAUCGGGUAUUGACGGUGCUCGGGUAGAGAAAAUUCUUGACCUGGCCUUUAUAACCCUCAACAAGAAUUCAGUAGCUGGUGAUAGAAGUGCCCAAGUUCCCGGCGGCAUUCGCAUCGGGUCACCUGCAAUGACAACAAGAGGACUUGGUGAGAGAGAAUUUGAACUCAUUGCAGACUUAAUUCACGAGGGUGUGCAAAUAAGUCUUGAAGCCAAAAGUUUGGCCUCUGGAACCAAGGUUCAAGAUUUCUUGAACUUUGUGGUAACUCCUGAAUUUCCAUUGAAAGAUAAGGUAUCAGAUUUGCGAAGGAAGGUUGAAGCUCUUGCCACUAAGUAUCCUAUUCCCGGAGUCUAAUUUACUUAAUGAGUGCCAAAAACUUGAACACUGCUGAAAAUUUUGAUACGAUAAUAAUGUUUUUGUGCUGCUGUUAACAUUCCUGAAAUACUUUUUAGUUCUGGGUUUGUCUUAAAGCAAAGCUUAUCAUGGUGUUAUUGUUGGCAUGUUGUUGCUUUAUAAAAGUGAUGAAAUUAGCAUGUAUUUCAACCUUGGUUUAAUUUGGUGAAAUAAGUCAGCUCAAUGUUUGAAACCAAAAACCAUCAAAUUUAACACAUAUAUUGGUUA